Messenger RNA from Drosophila subpulchrella, 3877 nucleotides. RefSeq names its product N-acetylneuraminate 9-O-acetyltransferase. The transcript has 3 exons. The coding region runs from base 223 to 2826 and encodes 867 amino acids. The record is from RefSeq and is a predicted model, not a curated record. NCBI's taxonomy places the organism in Eukaryota, Metazoa, Arthropoda, Insecta, Diptera, Drosophilidae.
GGCGAUAGACGCGGUUGCCUAUCGGCCGGCGAAGCAAAAGCCAAAAGUAAAGUAAAAUAAAAGCGAAACAGCGGGCAUAAAGUGGAGUCGGAGCAAGCGAAACUGGGUUAAAACCAUGCCCACAUUCUGUAGCCCCGAUAAUCUAUAAUCUGUAGGCGAACCAUUGUCACCGUCGAGGGUGGAGAGGGGAAGGAGGAGCGUCGCCAGACGGGCUUAUAAAUUAUGGAGCUACGCGAAUUGCGCGGUGGAAAUGGAGGAAGCGGUGGUGGAGGAGGCGGAGGAGGAGGAGCAGGUGCACCUGGAACAUCUGGAGCAGCGGGAAAUGGAAGCGGCAAUGGAGCCCCGAGUCCCGAACUGGGUGGCAUUUGCAUUGGAGGCGCCGCCGGAGGACAGCGAAUGCCCACCAAAGCGGACAUAUUCAUGGAGCAACUGAACGCCACCAAUGCCAAGAAGGUGGCUCUGCUCCUGGUCCUCGGGUUCAUCGUCUACCACGGCCUGCUCAACUGGAACUACGGGAGCGACUCCUGCCAGUGGCUGCUGUCCAAGGGCCGAUUUAAGGGCGACAACGAGUGGCAGCCGUACGGGUGCAUGGUGCACAAGUACUCCCUCACUGACACAAGGCGCUGUUUGCGUUACCUCGCCUUCUUCGACAACAAGAACAACUUUGUGUUCAUUGGCGAUGAGAGUGUGCGUCUGCUGUACGAGCGAUUUGUGGAGCAACUGCGUCUCCCACUGGCCGCCGAUGAGGUGGCCGACGAGGAGGACAACAACGGCUCGGUGACGGAUGGCUCGGCGCGUUUCGAGGACAAGAAGCUGCACAUGCUGGCCCAGUACAUUCGGGCGGAGGAGGUAAGUCCGGCGCUGGUGGAGCAGCUGUACCGCCUGGAGGCCGAGAAGCAGCUGUCCUCCGUCUACGUGGUGGGCUUCACCUAUUCCGGCCUGCUGGCCGGCAACACUACAGACGAUGUGCUGCGGCAAUAUGCCGCCAAUCUCACCCUGCUGGUGGCCCCAUUUCAUCGCCUGGUGGCGCAAACAUCACGGGUGCUCUGGAAGCUAGCCGAUCGGGUGGACGAGGAGAAGCUGCCUCAGAGUUGGAAGCUGCUGCAGAACGAGCACAUCGAUCGCUUGAAUUAUGUGGCCAGAGGUGUUUUCCGGUACACGGAAGCCAGCGUCUGGGAGUCCGCCUGGCACAUAGCCAAUGGUCUGCUGGACAACGCCAUCGAUGGUCAUCAACUAUGCGCCCAUGGCCAGCGAUUGGAGGUUCAGCUGCUGUGGAACAUGUACUGUAAUGACUAUAUGAACUACAACGAUGGCACCUGCUGCAGCAGCUCCGAACCGCACACCACGCUUCAAAUUGUGGCCUAUGCCCUGUUUGGCGUCUGCAUGACCCUCGUGUGUGGGAUGUGCCUGCGCAGAUGGCUGCUCCACCUGCGGGGCCAGACUUUGUACGUGCCAUUGCAGCAGCAGCAGCAGUCUCAUGACGGCGGACGAGCACCUAGUAAUGCCUUAUCCGCUCUGAUAACCGACUAUGGCACACCCAUGGUGGCGCUAUCACUGCUGGGCCUCAUUUUGGCCUAUUUCUACCUCUGCGAUCGCACCAACUUCUUUAUGAAGGAGAACAAAUACUACUCGGAGUUCAGCUUCUGGAUACCCGUGGGCUAUGUCUUCGCCCUGGGGCUGUUCUUCACGGAGGAUUCACGAUUCACCAAGGUGCUGAAUCGCGAUCAAACGGACGAGCUGCGUGGUUGGAUACUGCUGGUGGUGCUGAUAUACUAUAUGACCGGAGCACAGCGAGUGCUGCCCAUUCACAUGCAUAUUAAGCUGCUGAUCUCCGGCUACUUUUUCCUCACCGGCUACACACACUUCACGCACAUGUGGCAGACCGGCGGCAGCGGCUCCCUGUUCGUGCGCUUCUUUCAGGCCAUGUUCCGUGCCAAUUUUCUGAGCGUGCUGUUGUGCUUCUGCAUGAACCGGCCGUAUCAGUUCUACUACUUUGUGCCGCUGCUCUCCUUCUGGCUGUGCGUUGUCUACUUUGUGCUCGCCUUGCCGCCACGGAUUUCAUCCGCCUCGGUGGACGCCAAUCCGCUGCACUAUCUGUAUUUGGUGUGCAAGUGCAUUGGUUGUCUGGGCGGCAUCACGGUGCUCUUCAUGUCGGAGGUGUUCUUCGAGCGGAUCUUCGUGACGCGACCGUGGAAGGCGCUGUUUGUGACCACAGACGAUGACCUGCACGAGUGGUGGCACCAGUGGAAGCUGGACCGGUAUACGGUGGCCUUUGGCAUGAUCUACGCGGCCUGCUUUCAUAUUGCCCAGAAGUACAAUGUGUUCGAUGACAACAACCAUGGGAAUCUGUUCUCGCGACGGACCUCCAUAUCGGUCACAUUGCUGGCCCUGCUGGGCGUCGGGGUGUACACCUCGUUCUCGUUCCUCUGCCGCAACGUUCAGAACUGCGAGGAGAUCCAUUCGUACAUUCUAUUCAUCCCGAUUGUUGGCUAUGUGGUGCUAAGGAAUAUCUCGGGCAUUCUGCGGACUCGUUACUCGGCGUUCUUCGCCUGGUUUGGACGCAUCUCACUGGAGCUGUUCGUCUGCCAGUAUCACAUCUGGCUGGCCGCCGAUCGACAUGGCGUUCUGGUCCUGCUGCCUGGCUUCCCCACGCUCAACAUGAUCAUCACGUCGUUCAUUUUUGUGUGCGCCUCGCAUGAGGUGCACCGGCUCACCCAAAUCCUGCUGCCGUAUGCGGUGCCCAACGACUGGCGUCUGGUCAUGCGCAACUUCGUCAUCUUUCUCAUCGUGCUCAUACCCGUCGCCCGGUCGGACGGCAUGUUCUGAUCCUGAGCGAUCCGCAAUCCAAUUGCCGCCCAGUUAGUGACCCCAAAGUAUUCGAUAGAUAGAGCAGCCCCUUCGUCAAUAAGCAAUAAGAGCAAACACAAGUGUUUAACUCCAGGGUGGAUCGGUUUAAUAUGCAAGCUUUAAAUGCUAAAAUCCCUUUGCCAUAUCUUAAUUCUUUCUAAAAGAUACACAUUAAUUCUGAGGACCAUAGGUCCUGUAUUUCAUGCAUUUUUGUUAAAAUUCAGACAAGACAAUAAUUAAAUUUGUUAAUGGUUAGUUCAAGUUCUAAAAUACACUAUAUUCGAUUACAGUCGAAUUCAGAUUAUUUUUCACUCCAAUCCUAUUUAUUCAUAUAUAUCUUAACAAAAUCGAACCACCCUAGUUUAUAUAGUGCGUGUCAUAGCUAUAAGAAGAAUAUUGUAGCCAAGUCUCGAAACGGAAACUUAAACUUUACUUAAAUAUAUCCGCAAUUUGCGUUUUCUGUUAAUAGAUUAAAUUCCAUUAGAUAAAUUGAUUUACACGAUUUAAUUGUAUGCAAUAUUUUUUUUAUUCUAAUAUUUAUUUGGAAAGCAAAUUAAUUGUAAUUAACGUUUCACAUUAUUGUUGACCCAACUCGAAACUUAAGUACCUUAAUUCAAUUUAAUUUGUAGGUUUAAAGCUCCCAAAUAUUCUGUACUUUUGUUUAAGAACAAACCUUGUCAACGGGAUCAUGCAAAUACUGCCUUAAAUCGAUAUUUGUUUCUAUCCCACAGAAGCUUGAGACAAAUAUCAGAAAUAAUGGCUUUAACUUAACUAUGUAAUGUUCUUAUGGUUCUGAAACGCACUGUGGGCACACACUAAACUAAAAAUGUAGAAACACAAGAUAUAUAUGUAUAUAUACAUAUUUUACUUAUGUGUAUACAACCUAGGGUUAACAUAGUUUUAAUUAAUUUGCACAAAUUACUUAAAAACUCACCCGGCCAUACACACACUCACUCACUAAAAAAACACAAGCAGCGGCAAACCAAAUGUAUGUAUAAAGCAAGUGAAUAAAGCAAUGGAUAUACACUUA